Zootoca vivipara (common lizard) is the source of this 5489-nucleotide messenger RNA. RefSeq names its product protein regulator of cytokinesis 1. Gene Ontology annotation, cellular component: mitotic spindle midzone; cytoplasm; spindle. Gene Ontology annotation, biological process: microtubule cytoskeleton organization; mitotic spindle midzone assembly. Lineage: Eukaryota; Metazoa; Chordata; Lepidosauria; Squamata; Lacertidae. Gene Ontology annotation, molecular function: microtubule binding. The record is from RefSeq and is a predicted model, not a curated record.
UCCAAUUAAGAGGCGCGGUGGCGAGAGCCUGUUGCUAGGCGGUUCCUUCGCCGUUUGUUUUGAAUUUUGGCGGCGGCCGAAGACGGGUUUCUUAUUCGGAAUUAUUCGUUGUUUUAAUUACGCCUCCCUAUAGCCAUACGGCCACCGGUGAUGGCGAAGCCGGCGAGGGAAAGUGAGGUUUUGGCCUCCUCCCUAGUGAAUAGUGUGACCCAGGCUUUUGGAAAGCUUAUAGACUUAUGGAACGAAAUGGGUAUCAGCAGAGAACUGCAGCUGGAGCGCAUGCAGACAGCUAAGGCGCACAUUGAGGCUCUGUUGAAUGAAAUGAUUGAGGAAGAAAGUAAUUUGAAAGAAAAAAUUGAAAAUGACAUUGAAAGACAGAAAUCUCAGUUGAAUAUCGUGAGAUAUGAACUCAAGCUGGACCCCUACCAGGUUGGUGAUGGCUUAUCCAUCAUCCAGUUAGAAAAAGAGUUUCGUCUGGCUUUAGAAGGCGCCCUUAAAGAAAAACAAGAGAGGCUGACGAAGUUGAAACAGCUGCAGCUAGAGGAGCAGACACUAUGUUCAGAGCUUUACGCUAUUCCAUACUACAUACCGACUGGCAGUGUUCCAAGUUGUUUGCAGCUGGAAGAAUUAGACGAACAUGUUCAGCACCUCUUGAAAGUGAAGGAGCAAAGAUUGAAAGAGUUUUUUAAACUAAGGGAAAAAGUCAGGCAGUAUAAUAAAGAAAUUGGACACACACCAGAUGGGACACUGGAAAAUGAUAUGUUGGGCGAUGAAGAAGAAUGCAUUUGCCUUACAAAGAAGAACCUUGAGGAUCUCGAAUUGCUUGUUCAUCAGUUGCAGGUCAAGAAAGACUCUCUAAUUGCCAGCAGGGAUGUUCUGGAGAAAGAGGUACAAGUUUUGUGGGACAGACUUCAACAGCCACAAGAGAAGCAGGAGCAACUCACAAUGCUGGCAAGCAGAUGUCCUAUUUCUGAAGCAAUAAAAAUGUGGGAAGAGGAGUUGGAGAACCUGGAAGUGCUGAAGAAGGAAAGUUUAAAACAAAUUACUUUCAGAGUCAGGCAAGAACUUCAUGAUUUCUGGGGAAAAUGCUUUUAUUCUGAGGAACAAAGAGCUGCGUUUCAGCCCCUUUUAAAUGAUAAUUUCUCUGAAGAGUUGUUGAGUCAACACGAUGAAGAACUUUUGAGAAUAAAAGAGGUUUAUGAGAAAAACAAACACCUAUACGAUAAUGUUCACAAAUGGAAUGCCAUCCGGGAGCGUUUGGGUGAACUGGAGAAAAAAUCAACAGAUCCAAGCAGACUUCUAAACAGAGGGGGUACCUUACUCAAAGAGGAAAGGGAAAGAUCCAAGCUUCAAAAACAAUUGUUAAAGUUGGGGGAAGAACUGAAGAAAGAUACUGAAGACUGGGAGAAGGAAAACAAUUCACACUUCCUUGUUAAUAAUCAGAGGUUUCUGGACUCCAUGGCCCUUCAAUUGCAGCAUCACAAAAUUAAGAAAGAUCAACCCAAAAUUUCAGUGAAGAGGGAUGAAUGUGGAACUCCCAAAUCAGCUAAUAAAAGACCUGCAGGAGGUGUGAACAUGCCACCUCCUAGCAAGAUGCGGAAAGUAAAUAAUCUUUCGGUCCAACAGGCAAUUAUCUGAUAGAAAUCGUGUGCAUGCUUCGAAGCCAAAGUACAAGUAGCCCUCUUCAACUAGCUUGCAUCAGCCAGAAGCAAAGUACUGUAAUGACAAGUUGCCUUCUUUUAUUUGACAGAACCCCUGUAUGUGUGUAUGGGAAAUUCAUCCAGAAUACAUAAAUGUAUCAAGGAGAUAGUGAUCUGCCAUGGUUACCCUUCCUGCCUCUGUUCCUUCCCCUUACCUUGCUCUUGUUAAGUUUUUUGAUGGUGUGAGAACAGUCUUUAAUGUCUUGAAGGUUGGGAUGAGGUAAAGCCAGGGGUGUAGGAAGGGGUGGUGGUGGGGGCGGAUUGCCCCAGUUGCCUUCACCCAAGGGGGUGACAUUCGGCAUGCCGCCCGCCCACAACUCCCAAGCCUACUCCGAGCCAUUCCCCCCUUCCCCCUUCAUUUUGACAGCUUGGGUGAUUGACUCAAUGGAUAUGGUAAACAAUCACCCAUCUCCUACUACCCUUCAGAGAAAUACCCCACCCCACCCUCCCACUAUAUAUAAGGGUCUGGUGACUUCUGUUUCAGUGUAUCUGAAGAAGUAUGCAUGCACACGAAUGCUUAUACCCAGAACAAACUUAGUUGGUCUAUAAGGUGCUACUGCACAAUUUUUUAUUUUUUAAAUUGUUAUUAUUACUAUUACUACUGAUGAUGAUGAUGAUGAUGAUGAUGAUAAUUAAAUUUCCACACCACCUUUAAUCCGAGGAUCACAAAACAAUUUACAAAAUUAAAACACAAACUACAUACCAUAGUAACAAAAACAAACACACACACACACACAGUUUAAAAGGCCAUAGAUUAAACAAUUAGCCAAAGCCUUGGGAGAAGAGGAUAUGUAAUGAAAGUGCCAGACAAGUAUCUCUGCAGAGAAUUCAGCAAGCAGGAAGUAACCUGCAGACCUCUCAUGAAGAAGGCACAAAAUUGCAGGGUCCAGGUUGGCUCAUAUGUAAUCUUAAGUUAUGUGACAAACAAGAGUCUGAUUUGAAUUACAAUAAUAAUUUACUCAUACCAUUUAGAUAGUUGUAGGAAACUUGUUGUCCAUGGAUUUCUUACCUGUCCUUCACCAUAAAGUCCCAAGGCAGGUGACCUUUUUUUUUAACAGUUAUAACUUUAUACUUGUAAAAUCAAAUAAAAACUAUCUCAAAUACAUACUCAAAUUUAGAGAUUUCUAUGAAUAUCCAGACUUCUCACCAUCCCCUCCAUGGGUCCUAUUAUCAUUUUCAACUGCAUAUUAUUUCAUCAUCCAUAUUUUAGGUCUAUCCAUAUUAUCCAACGUUACAAGUUUUGUUAAAAUUCUGCUAAUGUUUCCAUUAAUUGGAUAUCUAUAUUACAUGGGUUGCAGCUCCCUCGAGGGAGGGUGAUGUCCAAUUUCAUUUCAUGAACACCAGAUGGCAGUGCAUCAUAAAGAAAGCAGCCUUUCCCACAAACACAUCCUUCAAAAAAAAUCUGUAAGACAGCCAUGUAUUUGACCGUGAAGCACUAUAAACUAGAGAUGUUUCCCUCCGGGAGACACCCUUUGGGAAAAGUGCUACAGCACAUGCGUCAUCCUCCUAGCCUCACCCACUUUUCCUUUUCCCCGCCUCCCCAGACAUUGUGUGCUUGUGUGGAUUCCACUGUUGGAUGUCUACUUCACACGAAACGGAGAACAAAACACUGAACACUUAGCAAUGAAUAGACUUUCUGCUUUGAUGAAAAUAUUGUUAUAGAAAUUCUAAGGUCUUAUAUAUAUAAAGUAAACGUUCAUAAAUGUACAAGGCAAACACAUAAGUGUCAGAACAAUCCUGAAGCCAUUUUGACUCUUCCAGUAACCUCAGAUAUUAUCUGCAGUGAGGAAGGAAAUGGGGAAGACUCUGCAUUGUCUCUGCUCACAAAUCCUGUCUUCAGGGUGUAUUUGUGUAUGAAUACAUAGCUGCCAAGUUUUCCCUUUUCUCGUGAGGAAGCCUAUUCAGCAUAAGAGAAAAUCCCUUAAAAUAACAUUGAACAGUGGGAUAAAAUAAGGGAUAACUUAAGGGAUAAAAUAAGGGAUAACUUGGCAGCUAUGAUGAAUAGGGUGAGCCUUUGACCUGGAUUCAGGAACUAAGUAUUUAACAUCUCAAAAGGAAUGGCCAGGCUGCCCAGGUAAAGCAAUCAGUGACCAUUAUCGGGUAUCCUGCCAAACAGGAUUUCUGUUGUAGACUGCCUCCUUCAGUGAUGUAUAUGAUGCCUUUGGGGGUGGUCUCGAGCUACAGGGUGGGCAAUUUCAAAAGUCUAUAUAAGGGCUUGCACACCAUUGUUCGGGGUUCCCCUCCUGCCUCCAGCGUGUGGUUGUGAGCACCCUGUUGCAACAGUUUAAUAAAGAUCAUGCUUACUAGCGGCUUUGCUUUUCAAUAUUCUCUGGUUGGCCUCUCUUAUUUUCUCCUUCCAAUAGGUGUUGAAAUGUAAUAUAUAAAGUAAAAAUAAUAUUGGGAAUGACUGAGUACUAAACACAAAUCACCCAGUUACCAGUGGCCCCUUAAAGUAUGCUUCACGCAGAGUAUGUAUGCGCAGUUAGAAGUUGACCUGGCUAAGCAAAACGUCACCAAGAGUGUAGGGUAUAAUCUGCCUUGUGUGAAACCCCUUACUAGCUGUAUGCUUGUCAAAGCAUACAGAUGAAAGACAAACUGUUGGGUUUCUUCAACGGAAAAACAAACCGACUCUAAAGGCUUUAAACUAAAGAUAAAUACUUUCUCCCACAUCCAAAACCUCCCACAAAACUCUCAUUAAACUACCCAAGAACUAUCAGCAAACAAAGUAAUUAUACUAAGGUUUAACUAAAGGGAUCUCUUAAACUAAGAACAAACAGAGAGUGAUCCAUAACGAGAUGUAUCAAACUGCAAGAUCUAGCAAAGAGAUGAGGAAGGCUUUCUGGCAGAGCCUUAUAUACAAAAAAAACAGAGCCCACGCCUGUGAGCAAUUAAGAGAAACGCUUGCACCUGUUUCUCUUAAACAGACAGUGUUUACAUUAGACCGGCACUAAAGUAAUGACUAUUCAAAACAAAAUCCAACAUGAUUGUUUCCACAAACAUUAGGGAGAGGGAUCGUAGUUCUUGAAGGAUGCAUGGUAGAAAACACAACAAGUAGUUAGAAAGUAGUAUCUGAAGAAGUGUGCAUGCACACGAAAGUUCAUACCUAUGACAAACUUAGUUGGUCUCUAAGGUGCUUACUGGAAGGAUUUUUUUUAUUUUUAUUUAGAAUGCAUGAGUUCACUUCAAGUUUAAUAGUCCACAGACUUUCAAAGUCCAACAAAACAAGCAUUUGGUUCCACUCAAUGGGUUUGUACGCGCUAAAAAAUACAGAACGGCUCACUAACAAUGCAGGUUUUCAUUGUUAAAAUGUUUAAAUAGCAUUUGAAUAGCCAGUACCCUGUAGUAAUUCUGUAAAAAGUUUCUUAAUGGGAUUGUGAAGGUUGUGUAAUAGAAGCUUUGCAAGACUCUGUUACAUAAGGUUUUGUAUCCAUGACACUGGAAGUCAGAAACCACUAAAGAAUUUCCUGUGAAGGGGACAAUGACCAAAGGACAAACUGAUCAUUUAAUCUCUAUGAUAAAGUUACAAGAUUUGUAUAGUAUGUCUUCUAAUUCUUCACUAGCAUAUGCAAUUUGCAUAAGCUGCUUUCUUAUGGCACAUUGAAGCAAAUGAAUGUAAAUGCUUUCUGAUACUUUGAGUAAAAUUAUGUUCUCAAGUAAUUAGCACAGCUUCCUGAAUUCUGUAAGAUGAUCCUAUUUAUGCAGUUGUCUUUAUUUUUUCCCCUUUCACCAGAACAAGGAAGUGUUCAGAGAAAUGCGGUCAAUAAAAUGACUGUUGGUAAUUGUGAAUGG